This is a messenger RNA of Oldenlandia corymbosa var. corymbosa, 3507 nucleotides long. NCBI's taxonomy places the organism in Eukaryota, Viridiplantae, Streptophyta, Magnoliopsida, Gentianales, Rubiaceae. The record is from the annotation of a GenBank genome assembly.
CGAAGAGGAAAAAAAAUCAAAGUAAUCUUAACACUCUGUUUUCUUUUUUUCCCACAUUCAGGCAUUUCUUUUUCCAAAUAUUAUAAUGCAAAUAAUUUUCAUUUUCAUUACAAUUUUUUUAGAUAUGUAUAAGGAAAACCGGAAAAGAAAGAAAAAGGAGUUAGAAUAUACUCAAAUAUUCAAAUUGGAAACAGGGGAUAAAAAAUAGAAAUUGAAAAUUUAUAUUUCCGAGUGGGGGUGAAGUCUUCAAACGGUUUCUAUCUACUCCUACUUCUCUCCAUCUUGAGACCUUCCUCCCCUCUUCUUCACGAAGAUUCAUUCAAUCCAAUCCAAGCCAAACCCUUUUUUUCCCCCGUGGAAUUCGAACUUAUAUAUUGGUGCUUUCCACUUCGAAAAUUUUUCAAACUUCGCCUAAUAUUACGAACAAUAUUCCACCAUUUGAAAGUAAAGGAGAUUGAUUUUUUUUUUUUUUUUGAAAUCCCAAGAGGAGGACAAGAAAAGAAGACUUCCUUGGCUGUUUACUUGAUUCUUAGGAAACCCUUUUCAGUUUCUGUGUUGCUGAUAGUAUUCAAGGUACUUCCGACUCUGUAUAGCCUUUCCCUUUCUGGGUUUUUAUUUUCUCUGAGUUUUAGUGAUUAUGCCCUUUUUACUGAAAUGUUUAUAGAAAUCUGCAACUUGAUAUUGUGUAAUAAUUUAUCUUUGGGUUGAUUCUUGGAUGGUCCGUGUUUCAAUGGUUGAUUUUGGUGGGGGUUCUUCAUUGUGAUUCCCUGAAUAGCUUGGACAUGUUUGUGUUUCAAUCGUUCUUGAUAUGGGUUUUUCUUUGUUCCGAUCAGAUGAAGACCUUGAGAUUGUAUUUGGGCCUUUUUUUUUUUUUUUUCUCUCUCUUUUCCCGUUUGGGAUUUUUGAGUUUUAAAGGAGUUGGUGGAAUAGUGAUUCUUGAGUUUGACUUGGUGGGGUUCAACUCUGGUUUUUAUUCCUUCAAUUCGUGUAAUAAAUUGGGAAAAGCAUAUUGGGAAUUUUGUUGAUCAUGUUCCCAUUUAUCGAAAAAAAUCACCAUAUAUCGAAUCUCAUAAAAGUUUCUGAAUUGACUUGUAGGAGGAGGGGAUUGGGAUGCCCUCCAUAUUUUUUGUCUUUUUUAUUUUUCUAUUGGGCACUGUUUGAAUGUUUAAGAAGAUUGGUUUCUUAGAGGAGAUAUCUGAAACCUGUUACGUGAGGAUAUUGGUGAAAGAUAGUGUCCUAUCUCUGUUUUGCAUUAUCCUUCUUCGGCUGAAUGUUCGAUCUGUUUGUGUUCCUUAAGUUAAUCUUUCAGACGACUCUAUAUUCUUUUAUCAUCGUAGUCUUCUACUCAUUCGGAAUUGGUGAAGAUUGGUUGAUUUUGUAUUCUGUUGGCCAAGUUUUAAGUGCCUUCUUGUGGUUCACUUACAAGUACUCCUUUUUCUUUGCAGGAAACUGAUCUGUGGAAUCUUUCCUAGCUGAUAACCUUGCCUCUAUUUCAUUAUUGUACUCAAAAUGUUUGGUCACAAGAAGUCUCCAUUACACAGGAAUGCCAGACAGAGCUCAGUCGAUGCUAAAUUUUCUACCUCUAACCCCUUUGAUUCUGAUGGCGAGUCAGAGAAAAAGCAAUCUCUUACAUCCUCUCGUAGAACGUCUUCGGAGCCCGCAUUAGUUACAAAACAUAUGAGCAGCAAUUCAUUUGAUGAUGAACUGGAUAAAGGCACUCCAUCAGCUGGUUAUUUCUCUGCCUCAACAGCAAGAAACAAUUACAAAAAUGACUUCCGUGACUCUGGAGGAUUAGAGAGCCAAACUGUUGAAGAAUUGGAGAAUUAUGCUGUAUACAAAGCCGAAGAGACUACAAAGUCUGUCAAUGGAUGCCUUAAGAUUGCCAACGAGAUAAGGGAGGAUGCUACUAAAACUAUGAUCACCUUGCAUCAACAAGGAGAACAAAUAACAAGGACCCACCACACUGCUGCGGAAAUUGAUUACGACCUUAGCAGGGGUGAAAAGCUUUUGGGAAGUUUAGGAGGCUUAUUCUCAAAAACUUGGAAGCCAAAGAAGAAUCGUCACAUAACUGGGCCUGUAACCAUAAGGGAUGAUCCUGCAUAUAGGAGAGGCAGCCACCUGGAGCAGAGAGAGAAACUAGGAUUGACUUCUGCACAUCAGGAAAGGGCCAAAACACGACCUCCAGUUCCAGAACCGACAAACAAUCUGCAGAAAGUUGAGGUAGAAAAGAUGAAGCAAGAUGAUGCGUUGUCAGAUUUGAGCAAUGUCUUGGGGGAGCUGAAGUCAAUGGCUAUUGACAUGGGAGCAGAAAUUGAAAAGGUCGAGAGAAGCGGUGAGGAUCGGAGUGGAGUAACCACCGAAUUCGAUUCGAUGCCGGAGAACGAGUCGACGCCAGAGCAUCGCCGGGGAGGCUACAACAUAGUACGAAUCAGCGACAAAUUCAAACAGGGCAGAUACGUGGUACAGAAAAAGCUCGGCCAGGGACACUUCUCCACCGUUUGGCUGGCUCGGGAUACUCAUGAAUCUUCUAGAUACGUAGCUUUGAAAAUUCAGAAAAGCGCGAAGAAAUACGCCCAAUCGGCCAAGGACGAAAUCGUGAUACUGAAGAAGGUUGCGGAAGGAGAUCCAGAGGAUAAGAAUUGUGUUGUGAAAUUGUUGGAUCACUUUAAUCAUUCGGGAAGAAUUCCGCUUUGUAAGGUGAAGGAACUCUGUUUCCACAUUCUGGUUGGUUUGGACUACCUUCAUCGCAAGUUUUCCAUCAUCCAUACCGACCUGAAACCGGAUAACAUCCUGUUCCUUUCCUCGAUUGAUUCGGGUAAAGGGCAUAAGCGAAGCCGCCACGACACAAGCCGGAAUCUGCUUGCUGAUCUCGAGGAUGUGAAGUGCAAAGUGGCUGAUCUUGGAAAUGCUUGUUGGACGCAUAAACAGUUUACUGGUAAUAUUCAGACAAGGCAGUAUAGGUGCCCUGAGGUAAUCCUCGGAUCAAAAUACUGGACUUCAGCUGAUCUAUGGUCGUUAGCUUGUAUAUGUUUUGAGCUGGCCACCGGAGAUUGUCUGUUUCGUCCUCGUUCUGGUGAGAAUCAUAGCAAGGAAGAGGGUCACUUGGCAUUGAUGAUGGAGCUUCUAGGGACAAUGCCGCGGAAGAUUGCCUUAGGUGGCCGUCGUUCAGGGGAACUUUUCAACAGAUUUGGAGUUCUGAAGAACGUUAGUAGAUUAAAAUUCUGGUCCCUCAGUAAGGUGCUUGCGGAAAAAUAUAGAUUUAGUGAGGCUGAUGCGGAAGAAUUGGCAGACUUCUUACUGCCAAUACUCGAUUUCGUGCCCGAGAACAGGCCUACUGCGGCACAGUGUCUGAGGCAUCCUUGGUUGAACAAGGUUCCUCGGCAUAUUGUGCAAUCGUCGGCUAAAACUUCCCUCCCGGAAACCACUCGAAAACGGAGGUGCAGAAGGGAAGAAAGGGAGGUUAUCUAUGUACUAUAUUGAUGGAAGUUCAAACGAAGUAUUUGCUAG